Orussus abietinus is the source of this 1815-nucleotide messenger RNA. Its product is annotated as RISC-loading complex subunit tarbp2. The record is from RefSeq and is a predicted model, not a curated record. Lineage: Eukaryota; Metazoa; Arthropoda; Insecta; Hymenoptera; Orussidae. Bases 259 to 1254 code for a protein of 331 amino acids. The transcript is spliced from 3 exons.
AUUGUUCCGUAUGCAAUGCUGAUGGCGCGUCAGAUGGAUUGAAACUGCACAUGCGCAAUGACACUUGAUGGUUGUGCCGCCUUACACAUGGACUUUCGAAACGUAGGGAUUGAAGUUUUGACAGCGAAUUUUACUCUCUGCUUAUUAGAUAGCGAGUUUGAACUCUUUAUCAUUUUUAUGUGAACAAAAUAAAAUGUAAGCAGCUUUGGAGAUCAAGUUUUCUUAUAUAUUAACUGGAAUCGUUCAUGGGAUGUCAAUAUGAAUAAGACUCCAGUAUCAAUUCUGCAAGAAAUGAUGGUUCGCAAGGGUACUGCCCCUAAUUACGAACUGAUAUAUGAUGGUGGCGGGUCGCACAAUAAUAAGUUCAUCUUCCAAGUCAGUUGCGAUGGUCUAACUGCUACUGGAGGAGGUCGGUGUAAGAAAGAUGCCAAACACGAGGCAGCGAAAGCUAUGUUGGAGUUAAUCGUGAAGCAGACGGGUAUUGAAGUGCAGGAUUCUCCUAUGCCGUCUCCUGUACAUAAUAGUACGCCUGCAGUACUGCCUGUUUCUCCAAAGACUAAUGUACCAUUUGUGAAUGCCAUAGGUGCAUUACAGGACCUUUGUGCAGAAAACAAUCUACAAGAACCAUUGUACAAUGCCAUAAAUGAAGUUGGCCCUCCACAUGCCAAAGUGUUUACGGUUCAGUGCGUGGUAUCGACAUUUAAAGAAGAGGGAACUGCGACUACUAAGAAGCAAGCAAAACAUGAAGCUGCUAGGAAAAUGUUACAUAGGCUACACGACGUUGUAUCGGACUUGAAAGACAUCUCGCACUCUGAAAAUCAAAAUAAGUUAAAACAACAAGACAUUCUUUCCAGUGAAUUGGCAAAGGCACGUUACCCAGAACUAAGUAAACAACACAUUCAGAAGAAAUCAAGUUUAGGAGCUAAGCUAUCCGAGUAUCACCUCAGAUUAAUGAAGAACUUUCAAGAAAGUGCACCUAAAUUCCUUGAAAAAAUAACCUCCUUGAUAGAAAUGAUUUCAAAAGGUAACACAAACAUGGAUGUAGUAAAGACAGAAUUUCAGAAUUUACUGACAAUGAUCGAAGCAGACAUGGAAUCCAUACCGAUGGAGUCAGAUACUGAAAAAAUGCUAAUGGCUGUGCAAUUAAACACAUGUCCCAUAAUCACCGAAGUAGGUUCUGGUGCAACAGAAUCUCUUGCAGAACUAAAUGCGAUAGUACAAGUCAUGAAAACUUUAAAAUUGUUGUUCACGUAAUACUAAGAACGCGCUUACCUAGUGAUCGAGCUAAAACUGCCUUCCUUUAUUUUAUUUUAUAAAUUAUACAUUCUUUUGAUGAAACGAAACCGUACUAACGGAUUGAAAAAAAAAACCUUAGAAUUAUAUUUGACAUUACAUGAACGUUUUGUGAUAUCCCCACUUAAGAACUUAAAGCAAAUGCUCUUUUAAGUGGUGAAAAAUUGAUAAUUUUUAUUUUUUAUGGUAUAUCUGAUCUCCAAAAACUAAGGAACAUCAGAUUAGACGGUGACGAAACUUUUCAUCUCGUGUUCCAUCCUCAUAAUAUACAUAUGUACAAGGUGUAUGGCAUCAGGCAAUAAUCUUUUAUUUUUUAAGAAAACACGUUUGUGAGGGUCACUUCCCCUGCCUUAGCCCUGUUACACCAAACUUUUCUAUGACUUAAUUUUAUACAUCAGAACGAAAGCAAAGACUUUAGUUAUAACGCGACUCCGUUCGGCAUGGCACCAUGCAACCGUACCAUUUCAUUUAUAAGAAGCGUUAUGAUUGAUACGUACUGUUAUUAUAUGAUAAAUAAACAUG